Peronospora matthiolae is the source of this 456-nucleotide messenger RNA. Lineage: Eukaryota; Oomycota; Peronosporomycetes; Peronosporales; Peronosporaceae. The record is from the annotation of a GenBank genome assembly.
AUGACGCUUCUGCGCACCUUUGCCGCGUCCUGUGUGGCCCUCACGGCGCUGCAAUGCACCGCCGUCAGCGCCAGCAACUGCACCGAGGACGAACAGUCGACUAUCGAUAGCGUCUACGCCGCUCUGGCCAACGGCACUGCCUGCUCCGACCUCAUGGCGGACUCAGGCGUCUCGUCGCUCGACUACUGUAUGCAGAACGACUGCAUUUCGGAGCUCAGUACGGCUAUUGAGGGACUACCAGCCUGCACGGGCGAAGAUGGGGCUGAACGCAAGACCGCGUUGCAGUCGAUCGUGGACUAUUGUGCCGAUGUGACUGAAGUGACCGACAGAUCGGCCUCGGGCAGCGGUCCUGGCAACGAUCCCGUCGUUUCGGCAGCCUCGAGGGACGUUUUGGCCACCAGCGCCAUUAUCGCGCAGCUUUUCAUGGUCAUCUACUUUGUCGCAGCACUUUCAUGA